This is a messenger RNA of Eucalyptus grandis, 778 nucleotides long. RefSeq lists its product as uncharacterized. The transcript is spliced from 3 exons. Bases 198 to 530 code for a protein of 110 amino acids. Lineage: Eukaryota; Viridiplantae; Streptophyta; Magnoliopsida; Myrtales; Myrtaceae. The record is from RefSeq and is a predicted model, not a curated record.
GCCUCUCUCUGCAAUAGAAGUUUCAGUACGCUUUGCUCGCGAGCGCGACUUCAGAUAUCUGCAACUCGUGGCGAGACGACGCUCGCGCCAGUAAAGGAUCUGCAGCUUCGCGCUUCCUCUGGGGAAGGACUACCGAACAUUCAUCGAGCAGAAAAAGAAAAUUACAUAGGAGUGAGCGAAGCGAAGUUGUGUUGAAGAUGGGUUUGGAAGCCUUGCAGGCGGCUAAGGUGUAUCGCCAUCUCCUCAAGGCUGUCAAAAGGCACAUAGGCAAGGAAGAAACGAAGAAACAUUUUGCAGAAUAUGUGACUGAAGAAUUUCGGAAGAACUGCGUUCUCUCGGACCCCUCAUCUAUCCAACAGAAAAUUAAGCUUGCAAAGGAUUAUACGUACCUCCUUAAUAGCGUGCACCAUCACAUGGACCUGCUGUUCUCCUACAACAUUGCUGUGGACAGAACAGAAGAGAUGAAAAGAGUACUAGGAAAAUCAGCUUCCAGUGUGGGCCUCAGGCUCCCCGAGGUUUACCAGCCCUAGCGAUGGUAACCUCCACUUGAUCUCUGACCGUCACAUUCGACUCUCGUAGAGGUCGUUCCAAUGUACUCUGGAGCUGUUCCUGUGCGUUUCAGCAUAAUUUUAGCAGGGAUUCAAUUAUCAUUCAGCUUGUUUCGUUACAUGGGACAUUAUCGUUUUCAUGGUCCUGUGACGUGUGCUGGUUCAGGCGGUUUUGCGAUCCGUUUAUACACGAUUGAAUUCAUACUUGUUUGAUCAAGACUUUCAAUCCA